AUGAACAAAUUCCUCAUCCUAAUCGUUGCCACUCUGGCCCUUGCCUGCGCCCAAGCACGUCCAGACGCCUACGACGCGGCUGCCGAGACCCGGGAGUACAAGAGCGACCUGAAGGAGGACGGCAGCUACAACUACCAGUACCAGACCUCCAACGGCAUUGCCGGCCAGGAGUCGGGAGUUGGCGGAUACUAUGCCAGCGGCUCCUCCGCAUACUACGCCCCCGACGGCCAGCUGGUCCAGCUGACCUACACGGCCGAUGAGAACGGCUACCACCCCGUCGGUGCCCAUCUCCCCACGCCUCCCCCAAUCCCCGCUGCCAUCCUGAAGUCCCUCGAAUACAUUCGCACGCAUCCCCACCAGGAGCAGCGUCAGGGCCAGGGACGCUUCUAA
Molecule: messenger RNA, 390 nt
Organism: Drosophila persimilis
Lineage: Eukaryota; Metazoa; Arthropoda; Insecta; Diptera; Drosophilidae
Gene: Cpr65Ec
Product: pupal cuticle protein Edg-78E
Exons: 2
Coding region: 1-390 (129 amino acids)
Cellular component (GO): chitin-based extracellular matrix
Molecular function (GO): structural constituent of chitin-based larval cuticle
Source: RefSeq, a predicted model, not a curated record